AACAUUUAGCAUUCUAGUGAAGACGGCUUUUCUGUACUGUUCCAGAGCUUUACUUAUACCACAGUUUGAUUUGAUUCUUCUUAUGUCAUCAGAGGCUUAUCCUACAACACAUCGAGGAUGCAUUGUUGGAUUAUGUGUAUCGACAUUUUACAUAGGAUUUUUCUUAAGUCCAUACAUUUAUCAGGCCAUAGGAAGGCAAGAAUGCUUACUUGGAUUUUACGGGUGUAUAACUCUCUUGUGUGGCAUUGCGGGAGCGUUUCUACCUUUAGAAACCAGAGGUUUGGAAUUAAUGGAGAUACCGAAAGAAAAAUAGGGAACGAAUUUUCGAGAAGAUGCUAUAAUUAGAAAAAUGACGUUAAAGAAAAUGGCAAUAUUUUUAAAAAAUUGUACAAAUAAAUAUGUUUUUUAAAA
Messenger RNA from Parasteatoda tepidariorum (common house spider), 411 nucleotides. Its product is annotated as synaptic vesicle 2-related protein. Gene Ontology annotation, cellular component: membrane. Gene Ontology annotation, molecular function: transmembrane transporter activity. Gene Ontology annotation, biological process: transmembrane transport. NCBI's taxonomy places the organism in Eukaryota, Metazoa, Arthropoda, Arachnida, Araneae, Theridiidae. The record is from RefSeq and is a predicted model, not a curated record.